AUGCUUUCAUGGGUCCAAAAACGUAGCACUUCGGAGCACAGGGCCGGGCUUGAGAGCCCACCGAAGGGCCCCGAGCGUCGCUGCUGGUUCGUGUGGGACCCCCUGGGCAUCCUGUUUGCCAUGGCCACGUGGGUGCUAGUGCUGAGCUCUGCGUGGUUCCUGGUCCGGGACCUGCUUGUACCAUCUAACAACAUACUCUACGCCGUGACCAACGGUGUGGUCUUCCAUCUGCUGGCCUCCCUGGCGCUCAUGUCACACCUACGGACUAUGCUGACCGACCCGGGCUCUGUGCCCUUGGGAAACCCACCCGGGCCUGACACGGUGUCCUACUGUUUCCUCUGCCUGAGUGCUGUACCAGAGAGGGCUUACCACUGCAUGGUGUGCGAACGCUGCAUUCGCAAAAACGACCACCACUGCCCCUGGGUCAACAACUGCGUGGGCGAAGACAACCAGAAAUACUUCUUGCUCUUCACUCUGUACAUUGGGCUUAUCUCAACCCACAUUCUGCUCCUGCUGGGCAUCCCUAUCCUGCUCAGCCACGCCCGGGGCGAGUGGGAUUCCAGCAGCACCGUGUCCCCACCUGGCUCCAUCCUCUUCCUCUUCCUAGUGGCCUUGAUGGGCUUCCUCUUUGCCUUGGUGAUGCUCUGCGGCCAGAUGUGUGCCAUCUACACAAACAAAACCACAACCGAGAUGCUGUACCAGAACAAGCACUCACAGGGCAGACGGUCCAUGUGGGCAAAUGUGAAGGCCGUUUGCGGCUCCCGAGUCUCCCUAGCCUGGCUCAGUCCUUUUCAUUCCCCAAAACGUCACAAAGCGAGGGAGCACCACAAAGCGAGGGAGCACCAGGAUCCGGCCUAA
This is a messenger RNA of Peromyscus californicus insignis, 858 nucleotides long. RefSeq names its product palmitoyltransferase ZDHHC3-like. The coding region runs from base 1 to 858 and encodes 285 amino acids. Lineage: Eukaryota; Metazoa; Chordata; Mammalia; Rodentia; Cricetidae. The record is from RefSeq and is a predicted model, not a curated record. Gene Ontology annotation, cellular component: Golgi apparatus; endoplasmic reticulum. Gene Ontology annotation, biological process: protein targeting to membrane; peptidyl-L-cysteine S-palmitoylation. The transcript has a single exon. Gene Ontology annotation, molecular function: protein-cysteine S-palmitoyltransferase activity.